Molecule: messenger RNA, 1286 nt
Organism: Ictalurus furcatus (blue catfish)
Lineage: Eukaryota; Metazoa; Chordata; Actinopteri; Siluriformes; Ictaluridae
Gene: kctd6b
Product: potassium channel tetramerization domain containing 6b
Biological process (GO): protein homooligomerization
Molecular function (GO): protein binding
Source: RefSeq, a predicted model, not a curated record
UGACUGUCGAUUCCAAGCUGUAGUCACUGCAGGCUUUGACCUGCAUGCUAACAUCUCUCCUACCUUCUUUUAAACCAGAAUAAGCCACAGUGCUAACAGAUCUUCUUACUUUCUCUGUGAGCCUGAGCAGUCUAUAAAGUCUUAUCAGAUGGAUAAUGGAGACUGGGGGCAUAUGAUGACUCACCCAGUCACCUUAAAUGUUGGAGGCCACCUCUACACCACCUCGAUAUCCACGCUCCAGCGGUACCCCGACUCUAUGCUGGGUGCCAUGUUCCGUGGUGACUUACCAACCACGCGAGAUACUCAAGGACACUACUUCAUUGACAGGGAUGGCACUCUGUUCCGCUACAUAUUGAACUUCCUACGCACAUCUGAACUGACUCUGCCAGGUGACUUCACGGAGAUGGAUCUCCUGCGUAAAGAAGCUGAUUUUUAUCAGAUCGAGCCCUUAAUCCAAUGCCUCAGUGACCCAAAGCCACUGUACCCUCUAGACACCUUUGAACAGGUGGUAGAGCUGUCCAGUACCCGCAAACUCUCUAAGUACUCAAACCCAGUAGCUGUCAUCAUCACCCAGCUGACCAUAACCACUAAAGUGCACUCACUGCUGGAGGGAAUCUCCAACAAUUUCACCAAGUGGAAUAAACACAUGAUGGACACAAGAGACUGUCAAGUGUCCUUCACCUUCGGACCUUGUGACUACCAUCAAGAGGUAUCUCUAAGAGUUCACCUCAUGGACUACAUCACUAAACAGGGCUUCACAAUCCGAAACACUCGUGUCCACCACAUGAGCGAGCGUGCCAAUGAGAACACAGUGGAGCACCACUGGACUUUCUGCAGGCUAGCUUACAAAGUAGAAGACUGACAAAGCUCCAAACUGUUCUAAACUGCUGAUGCCAGUGCUAUAAGUUAAUUAAUCUGCAUAUAUUUAAUUGUUUGUUGUAUGACCAAACUCAGUAAUGAGAGAAAAAGGGAAAAUAGUAAUGUAACACUUAUCAACCAAAUCGUUGUUUUAUACAUUCGGCUAGUGUUUUUUUUUUUUUUUUUUUGCAAUAUAAGAUCAUUCCAGGUAGUGUCAAGGUCAGGACAAGUUUAAUCCAUGUGCUGUAUCCCACUAUAGGAUCCACAAAUAUGCAGACAGCUUUUAGUCCAUCAUGUAGCAAAAUAAUUAUUCAUAUAUUCACUCUAGAUUAAAAACAAUGAAUUUGCACUGUGUGCAACGUCACAAUGCUGAAUGCAUGCAUGUUAUAACAUGUACUUUAAGUAUUAAAUUGUCAUGUCAAAUUGGA